AUGGCCGCGACGACCUUCAUUUCACCGUCUGUAUCGUAUGAGAGACGCGAGUCCCUGGACCCUCUCACGGCAUUCGCGGUGGCGCAGAGUCCCGUUCAACAUCAAUACUUCAAUGGCCAACCUGCAUACUUCUCCGCCUUCCCCCAGCUCGCUCACGAUUACGCUUCCCACUUCUCACCGUAUAUGAGCAGUGGCACCGAAGACCCCUCGCUCUCGCUUCUCCAACACACCACAGAUCGCUGGAACGAAGAGUGGUCCAAGUUGCCGAAUCACGAUAACAUCGACAGCCCGCCGUUCACUACCAGUCCCGAAAUGCACUCACCCGAAUCUGAGCGCAGCUCCGGUAGCUCUGCAACUCUGCUCAGUCCAACUGGGUCGCCCCUCGACUUGCGCGCCGAGCGCGAUCUUCCUAGGGUGACCCGCACCGGUUCCAUCUCCGAACACUCACAGCACUCAGUCGGCGAACACCCUGAUCUCUCGCCCAAUAAUUCACCGACCUUAGGAGGUCAGAAGGAUAAGGAUAAGCCGCAGCCAGAUCCUGACGCAGAAGACUUUUUGAGGUGCAAACUUGGGGAUGCGAAGUGGAAAACCUUCUAUGCUCGCUUAUCCGAACGCCGCCUUGCAUCUUCCCGCUUGCGCAAGGAUUCCGAUGAGGAAUCGCCCGGGGCUGUUUCGGUUUACCUAUUCUUGCUCAAGGUCGAGUGCGUGAAGGAGGUCCUUCGCACUCUAGUCCCCAACCCAUACAGUCCUGAGAAAUUCGCGGUCCAUCCACAUAGCUGCCCCAAGGGUCAUGUCCGUCUAACUCGUGAUACGGUCUUGGCGCUUGCCGGUUGGUCCAAUACGCAGUUCUCUUACUGGAUGCGACGAGUCGAAGCGAUCUCCGUAUUCGCUCCAUACGACGAUACUUUUGCGGAACUCAAACAAACCCUCUACGGUAUACUAUACGGCGGCCUCUCGCAGUCUUCGCCUCCGGCUUCACCGGGCGUAACGGGCAAGGGAAUCGACGCUCUCAUUGAUACCGUUAAGCGCCAAACUGGCCUUCAGCCCUAUGUCAGGGGCAAGCACGCUAGUCUCGACGCGUUCUGUGCCGCGGAGCUCGGGCCUGCGCACACUCAGCCACCCGCGUUCGCCACGUUCCAACCUCAUAUGUACUCGCAUGAGCAGCGAGUCGCUGAACAGCAGAGCCGUCGCAAGCGCAAGCGCACCGAGAGCCUUGGGUCCAUGCAGGGCUCCGAGGACGACGUGCUGGACACCUUCUCGCGCCCUGAUAUGUAUACCUGCCUGCCUCCUCCACGGCCCAUUCAAGUCCCGAGCAUGCAGCCCAUGCAGAUCCCGAGCCUUACACUAUCCCCGCUCGACGUGCCCGGAUCCGGAGGACAGUAUCCGACCGAGCAACUGCUCCAGGAUACGCAACGCAUGCACACGAUGCUCAACAUCUCUGCCAACUCGCAUUAUCCUCUGCCUAUUAACUCUUACUCUACUGUUUACGCUCGCGAGGAGCAGCCAGUCUCCAAGCGAGCGCGCUAUGACCUGAUCUGA
Peniophora sp. CBMAI 1063 is the source of this 1539-nucleotide messenger RNA. NCBI's taxonomy places the organism in Eukaryota, Fungi, Basidiomycota, Agaricomycetes, Russulales, Peniophoraceae. The record is from the annotation of a GenBank genome assembly.